GGCCCGAAGACAAAACGCAGAUCUCUCCAAGCUGGCCGAGCCGCGGUUGAUUACGUAAAAGUAUUGCCACUCGGGGUGUCAUUCUCAGCUUCCCCCCGCCAGCCAGCAUCAACAAUGGGACAAUGGCGUCGAGCACUGGUCCCACCGUGUCGAGGUCGGGGGUUUGACUGUUCGGAGAAGAAGGAGGUCGAGCUAGUAUCACGAAAUGGUGUCUCCUUCGAUAUCGAGCCCGACUUCGACAAGCAAGUCUAAACCUUCUUCUCUCCGAAACAUCCCUCUAUCACUUCGUCAUCCGUCAAUCCGGUACCCAACAUCGACACAUGUCUCACGGGUCUUUGCGGAUACACUCGUCUCGGGAGCAGCGGAUGGAGCAUUGACGUCAGAAGAGACUUUGAUCAGGCAAUUGGAUGGUGACCUUGGUGGGAGACAGAUGGGUUUAAGGAGUAGACGGGGGAGUACCACGACGAUCAGGACCGUGAGGACAAGAAGGGGCAGCAUGUCAUCGACCAUGUUACAGGAGGAAGAAGGUGGUAGUCCAGUGGCUGGACCGUCUAGAUCCAGCCCGCUCGACUCGACCACUCUGCCAGAUGCGCUGGAGAUUCACGAGACCGAGCGCAACGCGGCUACGGAAGGAUCGGAGAGGUCGCGUCGUGCAGUCAAUCCGAAAGUUUCUUCCUCUUGGCUAAGGUGGAAUUCGCCAGCUCCCUCAUUUCCUCGCAGCAAAAGUCCUUCAACAGCUGAGAAGGGCAAAGGGAAGGCUAGAACAGAUGCUAUUGAGCAGGUCGAUUCUCAAGCUACAAUCGCGCCUUUGACAGCAACCACAGGCCCUUUCCCCGAUCCACCACCGCCUUCGACUACCAACAUAUCCGAAGAUCCACCUCCCGCUGAUUCCGCUCUCAAGCCACCAGAUCCCGUUGCACCCGGCCCAGCCGAUCCCGCUCCGUCCAAACGAGGCUGGUUCGGAUGGGGAGCAACAGUCGUUCCAGAGGUAAAAGUUCAUCCCGAGGCAGAUGCUGGGCCAGUGGUGGACCAGGAGGGUCUGGACCUUGAAGCAUCUCCCGCCGAUCCUGAAGAGCCGGAUGCUCCAGCUGCUGAACCUUUGGAGGAUCUAGAGACAGAUGCUCCCACAUCGGAUCAAGCCACUGGUUGGACUUCUUAUCUGUGGGGAUCGCUCAGGACCAAGCCGAUCUCGGUUGUUCAGGAAGACGCCACUGCACCCGUCGAUACCAGUAGUUUGGACAAGCCGGACCCCCCAUCGACUCCGCCUCGACGAGCUCAACUGCAGACACCGCCUCCAACCGACACUGACCCUGAUCCUGCCUCCGAUAGCUCUGCCGAUGAGCCGACUGUAUCAGAAAACCCAGGCUGGGGCAGCUACUUUUAUCCUUUUAUCACACCGCGUCCAACGAAGCACGUCACCAGCAUGACAUCGUCUCCCUCAUUGAUUCGGCCUGCCGAUGGGCCGAGUACAGAACAACCUCCUGCACCUGCUCCCCCUCCUCCUACUACUAUUCCCGGACCUCUACCUAACGCCAGCCUCGCACCGCCUGCCAUUCAUCCCAUACCUAGUCCUUCCAAACCCUCACUCGAACCCUCGACGAGUCCUUCAUCGACACCUCGAGUCAGACAGAACUCAGCUGCGUCAACUUCUGGCUGGCUGAACUAUCUUGCUUUUCGAGCAUCUCAGAAAAGGGUCACCAAUCCAAGUACGACAUCGAUCAAGUCUGGCAAGGAACGUAAAAGUACAGAUGUGAACGAAGAAAUCAUGGACUUUUCCAGUGAUCCAAACUUCCCGCCCUCCGGCGAUGCUUCGAACGCGGCCUCAACGGUCCCAGGGAAGAAAGAAAAACCGGAAGAUAAAUGCCAGUCACUGGCACCGAGCAAACCCGCGCAAUCUGGCCGACAACGACGGGCAUCAAAUACAUCUACUCGUUCAGGAGCGAGCAGUCGGAUUCCUGUUCCCUCCUCACCAAAAGCGCCUUCCAAAACGCCUAACGGUAAAAUCGCCAAAGCCACGGUCUCUGCGGUCCCUAAUCUCGUCAUUCCUUCUUUCGAUACCACCUUUUCGCGGCCUCCGCGUUCACUGCCACCUCUUCAACCUCAAUCUGUCAUCACUUCGACCACCUGGCGAGCCUUGGGAGCCGUCAGCAAUUAUGUCUACGGCGAAUCAGGGGGCCACAUAGAUCCUAGAGGCAGCAGAGCAGGUCGUAGGGUAGGCAACGAUUUGCCAAGAAGACUCCCUUCAGAUGAGGGAUGGAGAAACGUCAAGCGCAUCGUCAUCGUUGGUGUGCACGGUUGGUUCCCGGCGAAAAUGCUCAAUUCUGUCAUUGGGGAACCUACUGGCACUUCGGUCAAAUUUGCGAGCAUGAUGAACCAAGCUGUUGUCGAAUUUUUUAAAGCUAGAGGUGAGAACGUCGAGGGUCUGAGGAUCACGCAGAUGCCAUUGGAGGGUGAGGGCACCAUAGAGCAUCGGGUUGAUCGUCUUUAUAAGGCUUAUCUCUCCAAUCCGGCCUAUAUCAACGACCUCCGCCGCGCAGAUGCCAUUUUCUUCGCUGCUCAUUCUCAAGGCUGUAUUGUGACAACUCACCUGAUAUCUCGGAUGAUUGCUCAAGGUCAUAUUCGAACCCCGCUCAACCGUGAUGCUGUCCUCCGGUGUGAAUGGGCAUUUGGACCUAUAGGAGUCAUGCCCGAUACGCCUAAACGGAAGCGACAAUCGGCAAGCGAAGAAGGAUAUCAAAAGGUCGCCAUGUUGGCCAUGUGUGGUGUCCAUCUGGGUCCACUGUACAGUAUCUCAACCUCUACAGUCAUUCAGCCGUAUCUGCAGUGGUUUGAGAACGCCGCUGCAAGGGAGCUCUUCGAAUUCCAAGAAUCAUCCAGUGUGGUCAGCAUGGCGUAUCAAAAGGCCUUGAGCAUGAUUCUGGAGAACAAUGUCAAGGUCGUCUUACUGGCUUCGCUCAAUGACCAGGUGGUUCCUAUUUAUGGGGCCUCGUUCUCUACCGCCACUCAUCCUCUCCUCCUCCGAGCACUCUUUGUCGAUGGUGCAUCCUACUCGCAGACCGACCUCAUGACCCUCCUUUUGAAGUUUGCCUUCAUGCUCCGCAACGCCGGUAUCAGCGAUCAACGGCUCGUCGAACAUGUCUCAGAAGCUACUGCGGGAUCUCUGACUGGCCUUGGUCAUUCAGCUCCGUACGAAGAGAUCGGCUGUUACUCUCUCGCCGUAGAGUACUUGUUUCUCUCUGGCCCAAUACCCUCGAAUCCCGGAUCCAUCAAGCCCACACCACUUCUUGUCGAGCCGUUUUCGGCCAAGGAAGCGAGAAACGACUACGAAUUGCCGUAUCUCAUGCGGGCCAUCGUCGACAGUCCAGAAGUCAAUGAUCUUUUUGCGGAAGAGCUGAAAGCGCUGAAGGAUGGUAUUAUGGGCUGGAAGCCAAUCACUAAGCCGCUCAAGGAGAUGAAGAAGAGGCUUGAGCCCAUGGCAAAUAGACAUAGUCCACUCGCAACACAAGUCACGACAUUCGAGGGGCCUUCGCCCUCGUCUUCUGCAGGUCUUAAGAAGGAUUGGUAAUCAAACUCAAGACCUCAUUCUGUGCCUGUAGAUCGUCUUUCGGUCAACUCAAAACACAUUCAAAUUGCAUCACGAUAGCAUAGCUCUAGCAUGUAGCCCCCAUGUAUUCGAUGACUGGAUUACAGCGGCUCCUGUGUAGAUUUUCGAGGUGCAGAGUGCCCUCUCCAAUACUGCGUCUGUUAAACGGUUGAUGAACCUGUCCCAAACCGCAUGAAUCAGC
Molecule: messenger RNA, 3785 nt
Organism: Kockovaella imperatae
Lineage: Eukaryota; Fungi; Basidiomycota; Tremellomycetes; Tremellales; Cuniculitremaceae
Exons: 5
Coding region: 206-3565 (1119 amino acids)
Source: RefSeq, a predicted model, not a curated record